AUCCAGAACUAUAGCGCAACCGUCCCCAUCACUCUUUUCCUCCCCUCCUCCUCUCUUCUCUCUCUCACCGCCAGAUCUCUCUCCACUGCGUCUCUCACCCCUUUGCCCCCCUCCUCCACCUCCCCGGCUCAGUCCCUCACUCCUCUGACGCACGACAGGGAAACGGACCCGAGGAAAGACAGAAAGAAAGACAGGAGGAAUUUUAAAAAAAAAUUUAAAAAAAAAAAAGGGGAAAAAAAAGAAAAGCAGCAGCUGACCCAAUCGUCGAUAUGAUCCAGAGACUCUUGCUACUGCUGCACCGGACAGAGACGCGGUCCUGAAGCCGAGAGGAGAGCACUCUCACCCGGCUAUACUGUUGUUGAGCGCUCGCCCGAGGGGGGGCGGCGACGGCGGCGGAGGAGAAGAACGAGGAGGAGGAGGAGGAGGAGGAGGAGGAGAGGGGAGGAAGAGGAAGCGGACGGGCACAAGUCGAGGGCUUGCAUUUUAAGCAAACUGCUUAGAGAAAAAAAAAGGAGACGAGAAAGAAGGGGAGAGAGUCAGAGUCACCGGAGAGCGAGAGUGGGAGAGAUUGCAUUCCUAUCACGUCUUCAUUUCUCCUCUCUUUUGCCUCAGCCACUGAGAGAGGGUGAGAGAAGGAGGGAGGGAGGGAAAGAAAGAGAGAACGAGAUCUAACAAGAUUCACACUAGUGGGCUUUUUUUCCCUGAUGCUGUCCAAUUGCAGUACCAAACUAAGCCCGGCAUCGGACGGUGAGCGGGACGCACCGGGCGACAACAGAACACAUCGCAGGAGGAUAUGUGAAGUUGGAAUCCCACUAAACUAAUGCUGUGAAGUGGCUCUGUCCCUGGAGCCAAGACUUCAUCCCCUUGGUGUCAGCGAGGAUGCUGUGGGUUACCUUGCUGAGCACCAUAGCCUUAGGAUGGACCACCCCGAUCCCACUACUAGAGGACUCCGAGGAGAUCGACGAGCCCUGCUUCGAGCCCUGCUACUGUGAGGUCAAAGAGGGCAUCUUCCACGUCCACUGUGACAGUAAAGGAUUUACAAAUGUCAGCCAGAUCUCCCAGAUAUGGAGCCGGCCCUUCAAGCUCAACCUGCAGAGAAACUCCAUGAGGAAGCUUUACUUUAACAGCUUCCUCCAUCUCAACAAUGCCAUAUCCAUUAACCUGGGUAAUAACGCCUUGCAAGAUAUCCAUGCAGGAGCAUUCAAUGGCUUAGGAAUACUCAAACGGCUGUUCCUACAUGAAAACAAGCUAGAAGUUUUCCGGAAUGACACUUUUCUGGGGUUGGAGAGUUUAGAGUACCUCCAGGCGGACUACAAUGUUAUCAAACGGAUUGAAAGUGGUGCAUUCAGGCACCUUCACAAAUUGAGAGUGCUCAUACUAAAUGACAAUCUGAUCCCUGUGCUCCCAAAUUAUCUUUUCCGGUCUGUGUCACUCAAAGUUCUGGACCUGAGAGGAAACAGACUAAAGACAUUGCCGUACAAGGGCACGCUGGAGUACGUUGGGAGGAGCUUAAUGGAAAUUCAGCUGGAGGAGAACCCCUGGAACUGUGUGUGUGAGAUUGUCCAGUUAAAAACCUGGCUGGAGAGAAUCCCCUACACAGCUUUGGUUGGCGAGAUCACAUGCGAGUACCCAUUCCACUUACAUGGGAAAGACUUGCGGGAAAUCAAGCGCAGUGAGCUCUGUCCGAUGCUCUCCGAUGCUGAGAUUGAGGCCAAGCUGGGAAUUCCCCGGCUCCCAUUCAACAAUGAGAACACAUGGCCUACUAAACCUUCCUCCAUGCUUUCCUCCUUUCACAACACAGCCUCUUCUGUGGAAUACAAGGAAAGAGUCCCCAAGCCUACCAAACGACCUCGACCCACAAAGAACCCCCCAACCCCUCGUAGCAUCUACCCAGGCAUCAACCAGCCUCCUAUCGCUGGCUACCAAACAAGGCCUCCCAUCCCAAUAAUUUGUCCAGCCGGAUGUACUUGCAACCUUCACAUCAAUGACCUGGGGCUAACAGUGAACUGUAAAGAGAAAGGCUUUCACAACAUCUCAGAGCUCCUGCCUCGGCCCCUCAAUGCCAAGAAAUUAUAUCUCAGUGGGAACCUAAUACAGAAAAUCUACCGCUCAGAUUUCUGGAACUUCUCAAGUUUGGAUUUACUGCAUUUAGGGAAUAACAGGAUAUCCUAUGUCCAAGAGGGCGCCUUCAUCAACCUGCCAAACUUGAAAAGUUUAUAUCUGAAUGGGAAUGACAUUGAGAGACUCACCCCUGGGAUGUUUCGGGGGCUUCAGAUGUUGAGUUAUCUUUACUUUGAGUAUAAUGUCAUACGUGAGAUACAACCUAACUCCUUCUCCCUGAUGCCAAACCUCCAGCUGGUUUUCCUCAAUGACAACCUGCUGCGCUCCCUCCCCAAUGACGCCUUUGCUGGCACCAACCUUGCACGCCUCAACCUCCGCAACAACUACUUCCUUUCCCUGCCAGUGCGUGGCGUUCUGGAGCAUCUGACCUCCAUUGUCCAGAUUGAUCUCCAUCAGAACCCUUGGGACUGCUCCUGUGAUAUUAUACCCCUAAAACAGUGGCUGGAGAAGCUUUCCUCAGUCAUUGUGGUUGGAGAUGUCAUCUGCAAGACACCUGAGUUUGCUUUUGGGAAGGACCUGCGUUCACUGGAGGUUGAGGUCAUCUGUCCUGAGCUUAAAUAUUCUUCAGGCCCAUCACCGGCCCUGCCUGGUGGGGAUGACCUCACCACAGGGAGCUCUGACAUGGGGGAGGCAGGUGGGCGAGGGGCUGUCCCACUAUCUGUCCUCAUCCUCAGCCUGCUCAUCCUCUUCAUCUCUGCUGUGUUUGUGGCUGCCGGGCUUUUUGCCUUUGUUCUUCGUCGCAGGAAGAAGCUUCCCUUCCGGAAACGUUCUGAGGUAGAUCUGACGGGGAUCCAAAUGCAAUGCAGGAUUUUUGAGGACCCACCAAGGCAGAGCAGUGCUGGUAACACUGGCACACCAGAGAAACCAACACCCAGUAUGCACACACACACUCACACUAGUCACACACAUGCCCAUGGUCAUGUUUAUGAUUACAUCCCCCACCCUGUGACUCAGAUGUGUAAUAACCCCAUCUAUAAGCCUAGAGAGGGGGAGAUAGCAGAGGAAGACAGGGCGCAGUUUUCAGAGAAGAAAGACAAUGGCAGCAGUAGCAACAGUAACUACAGAACCUUGUUAGAGAAAGAGAGAGAGUGGACCCUGGCCGUCUCCAACUCUCAACUCAACACUAUCGUCACAGUUAACCACUCCACGGCUGACAUGGGAGGAUUUCAUGAGAACGGAGGGCUCUGCCCUACAGUAAUUGACAGUCAGAGGCCCACGCCAACAGUGGGCUUUGUAGACUGUUUGUAUGGGACAGUUCCCAAACUAAAGGACAUGCAUGUGGCGCAUGCGCACCCACCAGGCAUGCAGUACCCGGAUUUGCAGCAGGAUGCACGGCUGAAGGAGACAUUGCUUUUCACGGCGGGGAAAGGCUGCUACCCCGACCCGUCCCAAAGCGAUUACCUCGAGUUAAGGGCCAAACUUCAAACAAAGCCGGAUUACCUCGAAGUCUUGGAAAAAUCUUACCGGUUUUAACAUCUCUAGCCCCUGGGGAAAAAAAUAUAUACAAAAUACAAAACCAACACAUUCACUUUGCCACCCUCAAAACAAAAAUCACCCAAAACCAAUAUAAAAAACAAACUGGGAAAAAGCAGCAUGAUAUAAAAUAAAAUAUUAUAUUACAGUUACAAAGUUUCCCCCCCAAAUCACUUUGGAGGAGAGGCCAUUCUCAGAUAUUUCAAUGAAGUGCCUUUUUUUCAGAGUAGCCAGCAAUGUCAACAGCCGUUAUUUUUAUAAUAUAUAAAUAUCUCUAUAUGCCCAAGAGAGAGCAAAAGAGGAACGAGAGGGGCACCGGGGAAUAAAACAUACAAAUCAUCCUAAAAUACAUCUGUCACUAAAACCCCUUUUUAUGGAGUUACCAUGAUGCGCAAGACGCACGGGAGCUGGACGUCUCCCUGACUUGGGGGUUUCCCUUCUGUCUCUUUUACCCCUGACUAGGAUGUACAAACACCCGGAGGCCGUGCACAUAAAGUUUGUAGGAAAUGAUGGAAAGAGAGAAAAAAUACAUAUAUUAAAAUGAACUGCAGUUUGCUGCAUGCACUCGCUUCAGUGCAGGAAGCGAGGGGAUUUACUCAGAACUAUCACAUCACAUUAUGAACAGAGAUACUGCAACGCAUUUACAGUUCAGUGUUCUAUUUAAUUUUUAUAUCUUAUUAAUAUGGUUAUUACUAUUAAUGAGGACUUCUGUCUACAUCAGGGUGCUUCUCGUAAAAAGGACGCGCCGACGCACGGAUGGUAAAACAUUUGUGAAUAUUAUUAUAAGACAACGCUCAAGGUUUUCUGGAUAUUUCCACGCACUUUGUUGACCCAACCCCUCCCCACCCCCCACCCCUCCAUUGCUUCUGGAUUCCCCAUCGUCACCCACUAACAGCUUUGUAGGAGGCACUUUUAAUGUUUUCUCUCUCACAAAGAUUUGAAGAAAAAUGUGCAUAUAUUUAUUCUGUAAUUUCAGUGAAGAAUUUAAUUGUAAAGGUAAUGUUAAAUCAAUGUAUAGUGAUUAUGCGUCUGGUAUAGCCUUCUUAAUAAAAACAAACUCUUCAAUCAAAUGAUGAAAGGGUUGAUGCCACGGGAACCUGUGUGUGGAGCACUAUUGACAGGCUGUGUAUUUGGUGUCUUGUGAAAACGGCAUGUUGAGGCUGUGGCCAACCACCACUGAGGUAAUGCUGCUGCAGAUGGAAGAAUAGCUACUGAACCAAUAGAGUGCUGGACAGGAAUGUAGUGGAGGGCAAUAACAUUUAAACUCAGUUCAGCUGCUAAUUAUUUUUGGAUUAGUAAUUUAUUUGACAUUAUAGAAGAAGGGUGAGUUAAAAGGGCGAACUAUGUUUUUAUUCUGGCAAAUAUAAUCGCUUUUUCUGUCUUUUGGUAGUUUGUUCUAUGAUCAUCACCUGCUGGAUAUCAUAGUGCACUAUUUUAUUUAUUUUUUUAUUUUUUUGCCACUACAUUACUGGUCCUAAUCAGAUGCAAGCUGAAGGUAAAAGAUCCAGGAAAUGCCAGAACAAGUCAAGUGAGAUCUGCUGCUUUUAAAGAGGAUGAUAUGACAGGAUAUACCAAAUCAGUGAGGAAGGCUGCAAUUUUAAUUCUCUAAACGGGUAUUGCUGAUGUAGGCUAAUCAACAGUAAUUGAAAAGGGAAAAUGGAAAUCUGAUUGGAAGUCGCUCUCUGAAUUUGUGCAUCCAAUUUCUGACUCCCUCCAUAGUAGCAAUGUGGAUUCAGUCCACCGGAGGGCGAUAAAAAGGCGUUCAGAUUCAUUGGGCAUUUAGCAGAUUGGAUGCAGUUCUAAUGUAAUGCACAAAAUGUUUAUCCUAAGAGAUCAUCAUGUCUUGUAUUCAGUAUGAAUUAUUUUUGAAAUAUCUAUAUAUACAUAUAAAUAUAUAUAAAACCUACAAGUGGCAUAAGAUCAUUUUUUUCAUCCCAGCGCAGCUUCAUCCGUUUCAUGCUUUUUUCUUUUGAUUUUUCUCGCUUUAUUUCAACCAACUGUCUUGAAAAUGGCAGAAUGAAGCAGGUCACUCUAGCUGGAUCAACACAAUGAAGCAUUAUUUUCAAAAAAGCAAAUCUAAAAAGAGCUGACCAUCAAUUUUGCAUAUUGGUAUUAUAAUUUUUAGAUGGUUUAUUCACAUUGAAAUCCCUAAUAACUGAGUCCUCUACCACAGCAAGCAUUAGUUGCUUAGCUUUUUUUUCUGCUGUGAUUUUUUGAUAUCUCAUAUUUCUCUGUCCAAGCCUGAUUCAUUUUUGGGACCAAAUAAUACAAGCAGACAAAGGUUGAAGCGGCUGUGGAGUAAAUAUGGUGUUCCAGAUACACAUUAGUGCUAUUGCUUUUUUCUCUUUUCCUGAGGUGAAAUUUUGAUUUGGAAAACAUAUGAUGCAAUCUUGAUGUCUAUAAAUGUGUGAAUAUCUACGGAAAGGAGGGUGCAUUUCUGUUUUGUUUUCAAAUGGGCAUGGGUAUGCAGUUUGCUUUGAUUUCAAUAGUUUUACUAGGAGUGAUGAUCCUCAGUUGCAAUUGGGUGUUCUAGUUGCUCAUAUGUGUCAACAUACACUGAGUGGAAGACAUGUAGCAAACCACAUACUUCCCUGUACUAUGGGAAGGCCCUUAGCUAGUUUAGAGCAGCCAUCACCAGUAUUGAUCAUCAAUGAUCCAGUCUAUAAGCUUGCAUAAUAUGAAACAUUUGACCUUGUGUUGUAUUCAUUGUUUCAUUUCUUUGACAAUUAUUGUUGCUAUAAUGAGUGAAGGUCACCUUCAUUUAAAGCCUUUGUAAGCAUGGUAGCAUUACGUCCAGGCUCUUUGUUUUUUGAAAGUUUCACAAUGCUGUACCCCCAUGUUCUGCUGCCCCACUUCAUUUCUCUGCUCUUUUUUAUUUUACUUUACCACUUAAAACACUCUCUCUCACACACACACACACACACACACACACACACACACACACACACACACACACACAGACAUGUACAAACAAACCCACACACACACACACUCAAACACACACGUACACACACGUUAAGCCUUCCUUUCCCUGACCAAGACGUUAGACUAUAUGGUCAGCAUUUUCAGUGUGCACUCAGUUUGAUUAAAAACAUAAUGCAUUACUCUGUUAACUCUCACCAUCACCCCCCAAC
This is a messenger RNA of Epinephelus moara (kelp grouper), 6728 nucleotides long. RefSeq names its product SLIT and NTRK-like family, member 3a (gene slitrk3a). The coding region runs from base 880 to 3594 and encodes 904 amino acids. Gene Ontology annotation, cellular component: GABA-ergic synapse; postsynaptic density membrane. Gene Ontology annotation, molecular function: protein binding. The record is from RefSeq and is a predicted model, not a curated record. NCBI's taxonomy places the organism in Eukaryota, Metazoa, Chordata, Actinopteri, Perciformes, Serranidae. The transcript is spliced from 3 exons. Gene Ontology annotation, biological process: regulation of presynapse assembly; positive regulation of synapse assembly; axonogenesis.